GGCUCAACCUUACGAGGUUUGUUGAUUUUUUCGCGAUGAUCGUAUGUUUUUGAGUUAGGAAAAAUUGAUUGGAUUGAAAAUGUAUAUAAUGUGCAGUGGGAGUGGGGGUGAUUCGAGGGUUGCAUUCUCGGAGAAUUCGUCACCGGUUUUGGAGAGGAAAGUGAUGUUAAUGAAGGAGGAAGGUGGAGAGGAUGUUCUGACGUGUUGUCAGGAAUGCAAAUUGGAGUAUGAGAAGGAGGCAAUUCAUCAGAUAUCGUUUUUGGAUAAAGAGCAUUUGCCUUCUUGGCUCAAGCCACAUGCUGAUAAGGAGGAUUUGGAUCAGUUGAGGAGGAAGUACAAUAGGCAGCGCCAGAAUCUGCAUCACAACCAUCUUGUGGGGAGGAAUAGCCAUUACUAGCCAUUACAUGGUUG
Messenger RNA from Salvia hispanica, 411 nucleotides. Lineage: Eukaryota; Viridiplantae; Streptophyta; Magnoliopsida; Lamiales; Lamiaceae. The record is from RefSeq and is a predicted model, not a curated record.